UGUGAGGAGCCAGUCAGUCCCGUGGCGGAGAGUGAUGAAGAAGCUUGAUGUGAGGGGCUGAUCGGCGGACAGCGGACAGCCAACGGGAGGAGCUGUGAGCCGUGAGUGCUUUGCUUUAUCUACUGUACGGCAACAAGAUUAAACUAUUACAAAAAGAAGAUGCUGACACACUAAUCCUCUUCUUAGAGAGAAUGAUGCUCAUAGUACAUUGAGUACAUUCCAGAUGGCACCGUGUGAGAUCUCUAGAAGAUGGGAAAGAGUAUUGUACGGCUCGUGGAACAGCUUUCUGCUAGGAAAUUAGCCCUGGGGGCUCACACUGCAAUAGUCGCUCUUGACACAUGCUUCUGUGGUUUGCAAAGUCAUGCCGUUGGUCAAGAGGAAUAUAGAACCCAGGCAUCUUUGCCGUGGAACGUUGCCUGAUGGGAUCACUAGUGAACUGGAAUGUGUAACUAACAGUACAUUGGCUGCGAUCAUCCGACAGCUGAGUAGCCUAAGCAAGCACGCAGAAGACAUAUUUGGCGAGUUGUUUAAUGAGGCGAACAAUUUCUACAUCAGAACAGAUUCUCUUCAAGACCGAAUUGAUCGGCUCGCUGUUAAAGUCACCCAGCUGGAUUCAACAGUGGAAGAGGUGUCUCUGCAAGAUAUUAACAUGCGGAAAGCAUUUAAGAGUUCGACCACGCAGGACCAGCAGGUUGUCUCAAAGAACAGCAUUCCAAGGCCGGUCAGAGAUAUAUAUAAGACGUGCGACAGACCUCCUCCUCUCGAUAUACUUUCAAAAUACAGAGACGACAAAAAGGACAGUUUGAAGUUCUACACUGAUCCGUCUUACUUCUUUGACCUUUGGAAAGAGAAAAUGCUCCAGGACACUGAAGAUAAAAGGAAAGAGAAAAGAAGACAGAAGGAACAGAAGCAAGUGGAUGGCACGACUCGGGAAGUAAAAAAGGUUAGGAAAGCCAGAAACCGGCGCCAAGAGUGGAACAUAAUGGCGUACGAUAAAGAGCUUCGACCCGACAACAGGUUGUCUCCGAAUGUGUUCCAAGCAGCAUCUUCCGAGGGAUCUCUGUCCCCUGAUACUAGGUCUCAUAUAUCAGAUGUUACAGAAUACUCCUAUCCUGCAACUCCCAACCACUCCAUCCAUCACCCCAUGACACCGACCUAUGUGGGAUCAGUAGAGCCUCAGCAUCACAUGGGCAGUAGCCAAGCCAAUGAUCAUGACUAUAGAUCUGCCUCUGGGACUCUGAGACAUGGCACCUUAAAUAGACCUCAGCAGCCUCCUCCACCCCCACCAGCAGCCGUGGAUGGGACAAGCCCAGUCCCCAUUGUAUCGGCUAAUGGCAGGCGGGUGCUUCCUCCUCAGAUGAUGGAGUAUUACCCCACAGGAUCACCUCCGCCACCACCACCAUUAAUUCCUUCUGCUCAAACGGCUUUUGUUAGCCCCCUGCAUCACACCCUGCCUUCAUCUCCAGCAGCACAGAUUUCUGGAUCUGCAUAUGCCCCCUCUCCACCUCCUGGUGGCAUAAUCACUUCAGCAUCUCCUGGACCUCCUCCACCACCACCACCGCCGGGUCCUCCAGCAUUUGCCCAGUCUCUCACAUCAUCUCCAAUGCAUUUUGCCAGAGUUUUAGAAGCUAAAAGACUCGACGGUGCGCAGUUACUUGGACUGACCAGCGAUGCUCGCAGUGAUCUUCUUUCUGCUAUUCGGAUGGGCAUUCAGUUAAAGAAAGUGCAAGAGCAGCGAGAGCAAGAAGCCAAGCGGGAGACCGUUGGAAAUGACGUUGCCACCAUCCUAUCCAGACGCAUUGCGGUGGAGUACAGCGAUUCUGAGGAUGAGUCGGAACUUGAUGAAAACGACUGGUCUGACUGAGAAUCAGAAAGCGUUUCAUUACAGAGGGGGUUGUUUUCUGUAUGGGAUAAGUCUGGAACAUGCGUUUGUCACCACUUUCAGCUCUUUCUCUUAUGUUUCCUGAAGUGCGGCACAAUAGGAUCUCAGGGAUACAGAUAAGAACACACAUUUCCACUAGAUGAAACUACCCUGUAGCCCAUGCAAUUUAGACUUUAAUAUAAGAGUUAGUAUUAUUUUGCUUUUUAUACCCCCAGAAUUGGAUCGUGUGUGUCUAGAGCCUCUGGGCAGUACCACAGGUACAAUAGAUGAGCUGCUCUGUGGAUAGAUACAGUAUAUUACAUUGUAACAAAUGUAUUAGGGGGGAAUUCACAAAAGUGUCGGGAACGAAAAAAUGACGUAGAAAGUGUCGUAGUAACAGCCGAUAAAUUCACACAGCAUUUACCCGUCAAUUUUCCGGCGUGUACGUCACUUUUGAAAUAGUGUCUUUAAAAGUGCCCGUGGGUUUUUUUCUGCGCCACUUUUCCCGACAUUCUUAUGAAUUGCUCGUAAACUCAUUUGUUUUGCUGACAAUUUUUCCGACAAAUUAGGCUCUCCAAAAUGAAAAUGUCGGUCCAAUUGUCUUUUGAAAACACUAGGUAAAAUGUUGUC
Molecule: messenger RNA, 2491 nt
Organism: Xenopus laevis (African clawed frog)
Lineage: Eukaryota; Metazoa; Chordata; Amphibia; Anura; Pipidae
Gene: wasf3.S
Product: WAS protein family member 3 S homeolog
Exons: 10
Coding region: 362-1864 (500 amino acids)
Biological process (GO): actin cytoskeleton organization; positive regulation of Arp2/3 complex-mediated actin nucleation
Cellular component (GO): cytoskeleton; SCAR complex; lamellipodium
Molecular function (GO): actin binding; protein kinase A regulatory subunit binding; Arp2/3 complex binding
Source: RefSeq, a predicted model, not a curated record